Fulvia fulva is the source of this 396-nucleotide messenger RNA. RefSeq lists its product as uncharacterized. Bases 1 to 396 code for a protein of 131 amino acids. Lineage: Eukaryota; Fungi; Ascomycota; Dothideomycetes; Mycosphaerellales; Mycosphaerellaceae. The record is from RefSeq and is a predicted model, not a curated record. The transcript has a single exon.
AUGGCGUCGACAGAAGAGGAAGCUGUUAGGGUUCGCAGGUCGUCCAAGUAUGUUUCUGAGAUGAACAGCGUGGAGCGUCUGCAGUCGCUUCAGGAAUGGGCCGAAGGCAAGAAGUAUAUUUAUCCUGGGGAUGGUGCGACGAUUGCGAUCAAUGCGAAUUGUGGCAUCGGCUCGCUGGCGUUCGGGAGGCCGCUGGCUUCAGUCCAGAGGGAAGGCGAUGCCGCUGCAGACAAAUAUGCUGGUCAAUAUGAUGCUCCCAUCGGGCCACCUGCCUACAGGACUGUCACUGAAGAGCCACUUCCGCAGAAGAAGAAUGCUGUGAAGCGUUGGCUAGACAAGCGACAAGACAAGAAGGAUGCGAAAAGGCGAGCCAGCGCUCCGCCGUAUGUACCCUGA